Haliotis rufescens (red abalone) is the source of this 4522-nucleotide messenger RNA. Its product is annotated as isocitrate dehydrogenase [NADP] cytoplasmic-like. Gene Ontology annotation, cellular component: peroxisome; cytosol; mitochondrion. Gene Ontology annotation, biological process: isocitrate metabolic process. The transcript is spliced from 12 exons. Gene Ontology annotation, molecular function: magnesium ion binding; isocitrate dehydrogenase (NADP+) activity; NAD binding. The coding region runs from base 99 to 1331 and encodes 410 amino acids. The record is from RefSeq and is a predicted model, not a curated record. NCBI's taxonomy places the organism in Eukaryota, Metazoa, Mollusca, Gastropoda, Lepetellida, Haliotidae.
UCAGAGGUAAAAGGUUACCCUACGACCUUGAACCCGUUUCACGUAUUCACAUUACGGAAACAUCUUGCAAGACAGUGCACGAAAAACCGGCGUCCAACAUGGGUAAAAUAAGCGGUGGUGCGGUCGUCGAAAUGAUGGGAGACGAAAUGACAAGGAUCAUUUGGGAUCUCAUCAAGGAGAAACUCAUUCUUCCAUUUGUUGACCUUGAAUUACAUACGUUCGACCUUGGAAUUGAGCAUCGAGAUAAAACUGAUGACCAAGUGACUGUUGAUUGUGCCAAUGCCAUCAAGAAGUACAAUGUGGGCAUUAAGUGUGCGACCAUCACCCCUGAUGAGAAGAGAGUGGAAGAAUUCAAACUGAAGAAGAUGUGGAGGUCACCCAACGGGACGAUCAGAAACAUUCUUGGUGGCACUGUGUUCAGAGAGGCGAUCAUCUGUAAGAAUAUUCCACGUCUUGUCCCUGGGUGGACAAAGAGCAUUGUCAUAGGACGUCAUGCCUAUGGAGAUCAGUACAAGGCAACUGACUUUGUUGUCCCUGGACCAGGGAAACUGGAGAUGAAGUUCACCCCAGACAAUGGUGGUGACGCUAUGGAGUACACCGUGUUUGAGUUCAAGGGCACAGGGGGUGUUGCAAUGGGCAUGUACAACACAGAUGCAAGUAUCCGAGACUUUGCCAAGAGUUCAUUGACUUUUGCCCUUCAGAAGGGCUGGCCCCUAUAUCUCAGCACCAAGAACACAAUCUUGAAAAAGUAUGAUGGCCGAUUCAAGGACAUAUUCCAGGAAAUUUAUGACAAGGAUUACAAGUCCCAGUAUGAGGCCAAGGGGAUCUGGUACGAGCACCGGCUGAUAGACGAUAUGGUGGCCUACGCCAUGAAGUCCGAAGGAGGCUUUGUGUGGGCCUGUAAGAAUUAUGAUGGGGAUGUCCAGUCCGAUUCUGUAGCUCAAGGGUUUGGCUCCCUGGGGAUGAUGACCAGUGUGCUGAUCUGCCCCGACGGCAAGACGGUGGAGGCAGAGGCUGCUCACGGCACCGUCACACGGCACUACCGCUUCCACCAGCAGGGCAAGGAGACAUCCACGAACUCUAUCGCCUCCAUCUUUGCCUGGACUCGAGGUCUAUCACACCGGGCCAAGUUAGACGGCAACAAGGCCCUUGAGAAGUUUGCCACCAACCUGGAGGAGGUCUGCAUCGAGACCAUCGAGGCCGGGCAGAUGACCAAGGACCUGGCCAUCUGCAUUAAGGGCAUGAGCGGGGUGAAACGUGAGGACUACUUGAAUACUUUUGAAUUCAUUGACAAGAUUGCCGAGAACCUGACGAAGAAGAUGAGCAGCUGACUAAAGCCCACCAUAGAGACGACCAGGAGUUCACUGUAACGCCAACAACGAGGCCCUGAAUGUCUACAUCCAAUUACUAGAAAAAAGGGAGAAAAAAAUAUAUACAUGUAUAUCAUUGUGGCCAUUUGUAUCUGUGAUUUGAGGGGUAUGAGGGAAGUAGGCAAAUUGUUGUAUGGGAGUAGUCUUUCUUUUCUUGAGUUCAUUUCACCAUAGGAUUAGUGUCCCUUUAGUUUAAGCUUAUCUCACUGUGGGAGUUGUCUCCCUUUGAAUAGAGUUGGCUCCAUAUUGACACUUGAGUUAAAAACAGCAUGGGAUUUCAGUAGCAGGUUUUCGUGUGUAUCAGAACAUUCCAUAUUUACAUUGGGGCUAUUAGAGAAAUAUAAAGGAUGUUAGGUUCUCUCUACAAAUGAUGAUACUUUGAAUGCGUCUUUCUCAAUGCAAUUGCUCACACGUUGAAAAUGCAACUUUAGGAAAUCACCCAAAAAGUAACAUACCAUAUUUGACAUAUUAAGAGAACAGGGUGUAUUAAAAGUAACUAAUGUUGGGAGCUAGAGGCCGUCCUCGAUUAUCCAUUGAAUUAUAUUAUUCAAUAGUGGUGUACAAAAUGUCAGGCUUGUCGUAGGAGGCGACUAACGGGAUCCGGUGGUCAGGCUCGCUGACUUGGUUGAUGCAUGUCUUCAUAUUCCAAUUGCGUGGAUCAAUGCUCAUGAUGUCAAUCACUGGAUUGUCUGGUUCAGACUCGAUUAUUUACAGACUGCCGUCAUAUAUCUGGAAUAUUGCUGACAAACAAACAAACAAAAUGACAGUUAUUUCAUGAUUAAACAAAGAGUACUCGUCUGACCUUGUUACCUACUGCCUCAAAUACAACCGAGUAGCGAAAGGACACCUUGUCUUAAUACUCAGGACAAGAUUUGUUUGGUCAACUGUGUUCUUAACAUAUUGAGUGCUUGUAUUGAACGUAAAUGUACACCAAACUCACGUUACACUGAUAUAAUCCACUGGAUGAUUAAAUACUGGCUGUGUUACUUCUGAAUAUUUCAAAACAAUGAUUGAAAAAGUAAGGAAAUUAUUUUUCAAAAGGUGGGGAUUGUUUAUUAGAGCGGGGCACUUAAUAAGUCAAAUAUGGUAUCAUAGAAAUCUUCGUAGGUGUUUUUAACACUUAUAUAACAUCUUCAUUCCUUCAAACCACAAUUUGUGCCUAGAUAUCUUUUCUUUCUUUUCUCCACAAACCACAUCAGUGACCAUGAUUCCUUAAAGUGAAGCACAACUGGAUAUUGUACGUGAAAGCUUAGCAUUUGUCACCCAAAGUAUUUACCGAGUUUAAGCACAUUUGAAAUAAAAGCAGUUAUUUCAAUUUGAUAAUAAUUUCAUUUCUUCAAUCUAUUGUGAUUGUGAACUAACAUCAGAUAACCAGUAUGGACUUACCCAUGUAAUCAGCUGUUUCAGUAUUAUAUGAAUUGUUAUAAUAAUUACUCUAUGUAUUCAAGUGUUAUUGACAAACUGUGAUGAAGAGAAUCAUUCUAUGAUGCUAAAGUGGUCUACAUUUUGUUCCAUCACAAUUAAAUUCUUUUUUACUCUUCCUAGUCAUUUUGUCUACCCUUUCAAAAUGAAUCUUAUACCUACAUUGCUAUUUGUGUAUUCUCUAAACUAUUUUCUUUAUACUUUAUUUGUUUUCCAAAUUACUUUUGAAUAUGUAUUUGCAUGUGAAGUAUGUGAUGAUAUAUUUGUGAGAAAUCUGCUCCUGGUUUGUAUACUAUACCCAUCUUUUGAUGGGAAUGUUGAGAUAGUUCACACCAUUUACUUGUAUAGGUCAUCAGUUUUUCAUGAUCCAAUGUUGAAUCCUACUUAUUUGAAAUGUGGGAUUGUCAAGAGUGGUAUUUCUACUGUAAACCUGGGGCUACUGUAAACCUGCCGCUAUUGUAAACCUGGGGCUACUGUAAACCUGGGGCUACUGUGAGCCUGCCGCUAUUGUAAACCUGGGGCUACUGUAAACCUGGGGAAACUCUGAACCCGGGGCUACUGUAAACCUGGGGCUACUGUGAGCCUGCCGCUAUUGUAAACCUGGGGCUACUGUAAACCUGGGGAAACUCUGAACCCGGGGCUACUGUAAACCUGGGGCUACUGUGAGCCUGUCGCUAUUGUAAACCUGGGGCUACUGUAAACCUGGGGAAACUCUGAACCCGGGGCUACUGUGAGCCUGGGGCUACUGUCAACCCGGGGCUACUGUGAGCCUGGGGCUACUGUCAACCCGGGGAUACUGUAAACCUGGGGAAACUGUAAACCCGGGGAAACUGUAAACCCGGGGAAACUGUAAACCCGGGGCUACUGUGAACCUGGGGAUACUGUAAACCUGCCGCUAUUGUAAACCUGGGGAUACUGUAAACCUGGGGCUACUGUGAGCCUGGGGAUACUGUAGCAAGGGUUCAAGGCUGGCAUCACUUCAGGCUUCUUCAUGACAUGCUGUAAGGUAACUGAAAUACUGUUGAAAGGAACUGACCGAAGCACACAAGUAAUGAUUUCUAUCUGUGUCUGUGAUCAGAAUUCCACUGACAUGUACAGGUGGUUCAUCCUGAUUGUCUGUGUCCCACAUGCCAAAUGCUGACUCCAGAGCAUCCAUAUAUUGCACUAGUUGCAGGACCCUGGCGAAAAUGUGAUAUUUGUCUUAAAACAUAUGAAAAGAAGAAUUGGAAUGAAACUGUUAUGUCUUGCUUUAUGUGAAGGAACAGUGCCAUCUCCCUAGGAAACAAUCCACUCAAUCCACGCUUAUUUAAAUAAUAUGACAGUAUUUCCGACUUUGUAUUUUCAAUGUAUUGUUUUUUGUGUUUACAAAUGUCUAAGCAGUACUUAUCCAUAAUAAGAUUAACAACAUAUAAUAUAGAAACACAUCACCAUGUUUCCUCAAUGGCUCUGUAACUAUUUAUCAAGGAAUUUGAGGCUCGGCUGUUAUUCCAAACCUUGCCCCUUGAUCUUUAUAGAGACGUGCUGGACCAUAUUAACGCUGAGUGAAACAUUGCAUCUAUGUAACCACAAACUUAUAGUUAUUGAGAGUAUAUAUUUGUUUUUUCUAAUCUACAGUUAGUUUUAUGUAAAAUGCCCAGAACUUUCAUUAACUCACUAGUCUUUAACAUGACGCCCAUUGUACAACAGAUUCCUUCUUGUAUACAGUAUCAUUAAAAUCACUUUGAUAAUGA